Molecule: messenger RNA, 1165 nt
Organism: Drosophila bipectinata
Lineage: Eukaryota; Metazoa; Arthropoda; Insecta; Diptera; Drosophilidae
Gene: Surf6
Product: Surfeit locus protein 6
Biological process (GO): ribosomal large subunit biogenesis; ribosomal small subunit biogenesis
Cellular component (GO): nucleolus
Molecular function (GO): DNA binding; RNA binding
Source: RefSeq, a predicted model, not a curated record
AACGUCAUUCCCAAUUUAGGGUCAUACUGGAACCUGCACGUGUGUCAAACCGCUAACAUUUAUAUUAUUCGUUAGUUUUACUGAAAAAAAUGACCCGCCAGGCGGAAAUUGUUAAACGCCUCCGGGAGGAAUACGAAGCGCUUCACGGUGUGAAAAAGAAGCCAAAGCCAAAGGCUAAGCAGGACCUGCUUAAAGUUGCUAAGAAUUUUCAGCAGCGUGUUCUACACCUGCUGACCAAACACAAAGUUCCUUACACUAAAAAAGAAGAUGAGGAGACUUACGAGGACUAUUUGCUUCCGGACAAAAAAGGAGGGACAAAGAAAAAGAACAAAAAAUUGAAGCUUCCUUCAAAGAAGACUGCCAAUUCCGACGACGGGGAUGUGAACGAACGUAUCGCUUCCAUCAAAAACAAGCUGCGCCAGAAGAAGAAACCGACCACGGAAAAGCAGCAAAAACGUCGGGAGGCCAAAAAACUGAAGCGCAGCAAGGGUGUUCAGAAGCUGCUACUCUCGUCGGCCAAAAAUCUUAAAAACGAAAAUGUCAAGCAGCAGAAACUUAAGAAAGGAGUGAUCAAAAGCGAGCAGGAUGCCGACCAGGAAGACAGCAAGGGGCAGAUUAAGUCAGUAAAGGUGCAGCCAGUUUACAAUCAGGAAGCAAAAAUCGUCUACUCCAAAGUAGACUUUGCGGCGAAUCCCGGUGGAAAGACCAAGAAAUCCCACAAAAAUCCCAAGGAGAUACUGAAAAAGUUGCGUGACACCAAGAAGCAACUUACCGAGCUACGGGAACAGGGGGAUACAGAGAAGGCUGCGGAAAUGCAGAAUGAUAUCGCUUGGCGCAAGGCCUUUGACAAAGUGGAGGGUAAGAAGGUGAAGGAUGACACCAAACUCCUCCAAAAGGCCAUUAAGAAGAAAACUAAGGAGAAGAAGAAGGCUAAGAACAAGUGGACUGAACGCAAACAGAAGGUGGAACACGACAUAGCCAAGCGUCAGAAGAAACGCCAAGAGAACUUGGACAAGCGCAGCAAGGACAAGAAAAAGAAGAAGUUGAAGACGGCGGCCAAGAAGGGUCGUAUAAUUCCUGGUUAUUAAAUAAUAUAAGUUUAAGAUUUCUAGAAUCUUAGCAAAAAAUAGUAUAUUUAAAGAAAUUAAAAUAUCUUUGGCUUAAC